This is a messenger RNA of Oncorhynchus masou masou (cherry salmon), 2810 nucleotides long. Its product is annotated as protein FAM107B-like. The coding region runs from base 483 to 887 and encodes 134 amino acids. Lineage: Eukaryota; Metazoa; Chordata; Actinopteri; Salmoniformes; Salmonidae. The record is from RefSeq and is a predicted model, not a curated record. The transcript has 4 exons.
ACAGGAAGAUGCCUGGGUGGGGCAAAGAGAGGGAGAGAACAUCUCUGUACAGAUAGGUUUAUGAACAAAGCUACAUAUAUCCUUUGCUAUAAACCCAACGUUGAAUUGCAUUGAAUUCAUUAUACUGUAUGUCGGGCAGAGAUGAGCGUUUGACUCAGGAAUGUUUCCUUUCACGACCUCUACAAGCCGAAACGUGAAAUGAAAUAACCGGGUGGACCUUUUGGCGGUAGGAAUGUGAGACAAUAUAUCCACCGGAAAGUACAAUUACAUCAUGUGCACAAGAUGAAAUACAUGCACUAGCACAUGCUUCAGGUGAUAGAAAUCUGAACACACUACCAGCACUUUGAAAUGUCGAAGAAAUGAUACUUUUUUUUAUGGAUAUAUUAUCUCAAAUUCCGAUCGCCAAAAGGAACAACCGCACGGGCAACUGGUAAAAUCGGUGUGUGGACACAGGUCUGUCUCUGUCUCUGGGCAGCAGUGUAAUGGCCGAGCCGGACUAUCUGGAGGGGGACUGUGAGGAGCUGAUCAAACCCAAGAAACUGUUGAACCCAGUCAAGGGCUCCAGAAACCACCAGGACCUCCAUCGAGAACUCAUGAUGAACCAAAAGAGGGGCCUAGCUCCCCAGAACAAACCAGAGCUCCAGAAGGUUCUGGAGAAGAGGAAGAGAGAGCAGGUCCUCAAGGCCCAGAGGGAGGAGCAGGAGGCCCACACCAAGAGGAGCGACCUGGAGAUAGAGCUCAUGAAGAGACAACAGAAACUAGAACAGCUUGAGUUGGACCAGCAGAAGGAUGAGGAGGAGCAGGAGAACACCCCUGAGUUUGUGAAGAUGAAGAGCAACCUGAGAAGGACCAAGCAGGAGGCCAAUGGGGAGGAACUUACCACUUAGGGAGCCACGGGUGGUGUGUUUGUGUGUGUGGAAAAAUAGAAAGCAACUGUGUACUGUACAUAGAGGAAUGUUUGUGCAUAUGUGAGUGUGUAUGCCUGUGUGCAGAUUCAAUGGCACAUUUUAUCUGAUAUGGACUUCCUGAUUUAUCUGACCCUGUUGAGAAAGACUUAAAGACUACAGACCAAUUUGUCUGCCCACUACAGACCAGCAGUACUACAUACCUCUUUGUCUGUCCACUACAGUACUCCCCUCACCACAGUACUCGCCUCACCACAGUACUCGCCUCACCUCAGCCAGAGAGGAGACUUAGCCACCUGUACUCACCUCAGCCUCUCCACUCAACACACGGACGGAGAGGAGACUUAACAUGAACGUGCUACACGUGAAGAACAGCCAGUCAAUCUUCUGGGGAGAUCUGAUGCAGGGACCAACAGAACCAACACAAUAGAGUUUCCAUUCCCUCUGUCUCCUGUCUUCCCCUCUGUCUCCUGUCUUCCCCUCUGUCUCCUGUCUCCCCCUCUGUCUCCUAUCUUCCCCUCUGUCUCCGCCUCUGUCUCCUGUCUUCCCCUCUGUCUCCUGUCUUCCCCUCUGUCUCCUGUCUACCCCCUGUCUCCUGUCUUCCCCUCUGUCUCCUGUCUUCCCCUCUGUCUCCUGUCUUCCCCUCUGUCUCCUGUCUUCCCCUCUGUCUCCUGUCUUCCCCUCUGUCUCCUGUCUCCCCCUCUGUCUCCUAUCUUCCCCUCUGUCUCCGCCUCUGUCUCCUGUCUUCCCCUCUGUCUCCUGUCUUCCCCUCUGUCUCCUGUCUACCCCCUGUCUCCUGUCUUCCCCUCUGUCUCCUGUCUUCCCCUCUGUCUCCUGUCUUCCCCUCUGUCUCCUGUCUUCCCCUCUGUCUCCUGUCUCCCCCUCUGUCUCCUAUCUUCCCCUCUGUCUCCGCCUCUGUCUCCUGUCUUCCCCUCUGUCUCCUGUCUUCCCCUCUGUCUCCUGUCUUCCCCUCUGUCUCCUGUCUCCCCCUCUGUCUCCUGUCUUCCCCUCUGUCUCCUGUCUCCCCCUCUGUCUCCUGUCUUCCCCUCUGUCUCCUGUCUUCCCCUCUGUCUCCUGUCCACCCUUCUCUCCAGCCACAGAAAGCUCUUCUUUAUGUUGUUGUUUUCAUUAUCAGAACCCAGAAUGGAAAAGCGGACACUGGAUGGACUCUUCAAGCUGUGUUUUGUAAAAAUGCCAAAUUAAUGUACUGUUGUUAUUUAUGUUUAUGUUUGUAGUAUUUUAGCCCCAUGUAGGGAGAUAUAGACAUCUCAGAUUAGUUUUACAGCUCAUUGUGUGGUGCAUGAACAGAGGGAUAUACUACAAAGCAGGAUCAAUGAGUCAGCCAGCUAACUUUGAAUAACAACCAGAAAUAACUUUUAGAUAUGUGUUUUUGGUCGUUAAGUCAAUUAGAGCAUGCCAUUUCAAAAUUAUAUAAAAAGUAAGUUAUUUCAGAAUAUUUGGGCAAGUUAGCUGGCCAAGUCAUUGAUCCUACUUUGUAGUAUAUCCCUCAGGAGAGGACAAGUGUGUGGUUGUGUGAAAAAAACACCCAGAUAGUUUUUUUUAUUUUAAACAUGCCACUUCUUCAGCUAAUGCUCUUUGAAGCAAUACUAGAACUCCCCAAAGUGUGCAAGUAGUCUUUUAUUUCUAUAAUUAUAAUAAAUAGAUUUUUUUUAAUGAAUAAAGGGGAUAUUAAAUUAGUCUUAUUUUGGAUGUGAGGUCGGCAGAGAUGAUGUCAUGUACCAGGAAGUAAGUGGACAUGGGAGCCAACUUUUCCAAUAAUUGCAUUUGGUUCUAUGCUUCGUUUAUGUGCUUCCCUGAAUCUCUGGGUAAGAUUGUAAGACAAUCCUCUCCUCUGUCCCUCUGCAGAUUUAACAUCUUAUUUUAAAUAAAUAUAAUUUAACUGCU